Messenger RNA from Striga hermonthica, 690 nucleotides. Lineage: Eukaryota; Viridiplantae; Streptophyta; Magnoliopsida; Lamiales; Orobanchaceae. The record is from the annotation of a GenBank genome assembly.
AUGUCUGAUUUGGGUCCCCUUAGCUACUUUUUGGGCAUUGAGGUGAUGCAUUCUGCCUCGGGCUAUUACCUUUCUCAGUCCAAAUACAUACAAGACCUUCUUGUUCAUUCCGGUAUUACUGGUAAUCGGACAUCGAUUACACCUAUGGAUCUUCACUUACAGCUUCGUCCUACUGAUGGUACUCCUCUUGAGGAUCCCUCUCGCUAUCACCAUAUUGUCGGCAGUCUUGUUUAUCUUACUGUUACCAGACCCGAUAUUGCUCACGCAGUUCAUAUAUUGAGUCAAUUUGUGAGUGCUCCUACUUCAGUUCAUUUUGGGCAUUUGCUUCGCGUGCUACGAUACUUAAGGGGGACAUCAUCUCAGUGUUUAUUUUAUGCUCGUGAUAGUCCGCUUCAGGUUCAUGCUUACUCGGAUUCUACUUGGGCGAGUAAUCCAACCGAUCGUCGUUCUGUCACUGGUUAUUGCAUUUUUCUUGGUUCUUCUCCCCUUACAUGGAAGUCCAAGAAGCAGACAGCUGUAUCUCGAUCUAGUACAGAGGCCGAACUUCGAGCACUUGCUACUACCACUUCAGAAAUUAUAUGGCUUCGAUGGUUGUUAGCCGAUUUUGGUAUUCCAUGUGAUGAUCCUACUCCUCUUCUUUGUGAUAAUACUGGAGCAAUUCAAAUUGCCAAUGAAUCCAGUAAAGCAUGA